AUGGGUAACCUACAGUUUUCUUCUUCUUCUUCUUCACUUCGUAAAGACGUUUCAAAUUCGUCAAGGCGUUCCUCAGAGAGUGCCAUCUCCUAUUCCUCCUCGAUCAUCCAAACUCGCCCAAAGGUUCAAUACUCAGAAAAGCCAUCGGUUCAAGAGGAAGAUGAUGAUGAAUCGAUGGUGUUCAAGCACAUUUCUCUUUUAAAGGAACCCAGAAAUAAGAACUUCCUUAAAAGAUCAUCACCACCACCUCAACAUCAUCAGAGCCAUGAUUUGGAAUCAUCCCUUCCAAUCCUUCGCUCAAAAGCCUGCAUGAACAACAACAACAACUCGGAUCAUGGUUCUUUCGAUGGGAAUUGGAGAUCAUCCCUUCAUUCCACGAUCACAAGAUUUGGAUCAUUACCAUCCAAGUUUAAAACAAAUAACAAGACCUAUCCCUUUAUGGAUGAAGACGAGGAGAAGGUCAUUCAGAAAAUCACAUUGAACCACUCGCAUCCCCGACGUAAAAAGAACAACACGACCAUCUUUCUUGGUUCUAAAGAGGAGAAGAAGAAGAAUGAAACCCAGAUCAAGAUCUCCUCAUCCAUCGUUGUUCCUUCUCUCCUUCGUAAGGAGGAAAGUAGUAGUAGUGAAAGCAGUAGUGACAGCGAGGAUGAGAAGGAAGGAAUUGAGAAAACAAACAUUGAACGUGGAAUUCUUCCUCAUUCAAGAGAAGCUUUCCAAUGGUUAUUCAAGAAUUCAGAGCAAUUGUUUGACGAGCUGGAUCUUGGAAAUUCGUCCAGAUCAAGAAGAAAAUCAGACAGUGGUGUGGGUAGUAACAGUAGUAAUGAUCGAUGUCUGAACUUGUCUGAAUCUUCGAUACACAAACAUCAGUCAGUUCCAAAUUUCAAACCUUCUCUUUAUCAUUCUCCUCCCAGAAAGCGACCAUUUUGUCCAUUCCGAACACCACAAUCAUCAAUGGAAUCCGCUCCGUUGUUUAAUCUUGGGAAUGAUGAAAUUGCUAUCAUUGUGACAAGUCAUCCAAAUAAUGUGAUAUUAUCCAAUACGGAAAUGGAUUCUACAACCUUAUUCAAAAGAAAGCAUGUGCAAAGAACGAGCGUCAAACGAUGA
Molecule: messenger RNA, 1107 nt
Organism: Naegleria fowleri
Lineage: Eukaryota; Heterolobosea; Eutetramitea; Acrasida; Naegleriidae
Exons: 1
Coding region: 1-1107 (368 amino acids)
Source: RefSeq, a predicted model, not a curated record